AUGCAUGAGCUCGGCAGGAAGACUCGGUCCAAGACCGGCUGCCGCACGUGUAGAAUUCGCAAGGUUAAAUGCGACGAAGAGAAAUUGUUUGUCACUGGCCAGGAGGAGCCGCAAUGCAGGCGUUGCGCAGCGGCCCGGAUCGUGUGCGAGUGGAAGGGGGGCCCAAUUCCAAGGGGCCCAGCUAGAGGUCGCCCGGUGAAAAGACGGACAGACUGUCAGCCUGUUCCAUCCCCUGCACCUUCCCUAUCGCCCACAGGUGGCCCGGGGAAUAGUAUCCAAGCGGCCAACUCGCUCGUCUUGUCAGUCUUUGACCGUUCCUGCUUGAGUUACCUCCAGGAUUCCGCGCUGGUCGUGAUUCUUGGCAAGCACUGGCCCUGGUCCACUGUGUCUUAUGCGUACCACAAGAUCGCGGUCAAAGAGCCUAUGGUCAUGAGCAUGAUGCUCGCGACUACGUCUAGUGAGGUCAAUCGAUCGCGUCUGUACGACCGGGACAAGGCGGAGGGACAAGGCUCGAUUGAGAGCUUGUCCGACAUGGAUAGUAGGCUGCAUUACGGCCAAGCUCUCUCAAGCCUCCGGGAAGUGCUGAAAGAGGACGUCAAGUCCCCGGAACAGAUCGAAGCUAUCUUUAUAACCCUGUGGAUGAUGAUUGACUACGAAAAUCGCUUCGGGAGCGGGACGGCCGGGAUCAAUAUUCACAUCCGUGGUAUCAAGAGUUUACUCUUCAACCAUGUCGUCCCGUCACUUAAGCAGUUGGAACCUCCGUGUACCGCAAUGGCAGCAGGCUCAACAGGCGUAAUAUGUGGCCCUGCAGACAAGACUCCGUCUGAAAGCCUAAUCCAACGUCCGGUGCCACGGCAGGCCAUGGAACUUUCUAAGAGUAGGCUUCGACAGACAGCGGUACCUCUGUUUCUGCUUUGGACUUUGUACUUUUUCACCCCUGGCGCUUUGCUGUCUGGCCCCGGGGCUGCAAGGCUCGAUGCGGAUCUAUUUCGGUUCUUCAUGCAGGAAGCCGGAUGUGUGGGAAUGAGUCUGUCCGAACUCUACAGAAUUGGAAGACAAUCACCGUCUCGAUUCUGGGGGGAGACGUACCCCACGACAGCUCAGCUAGAUGAUAUGGAAAACCUCCCUGGCUUGACACUGUAUCACAAGAGCCAUGUAAUACAGUUCCGGAUUACAGAGUUGUUUCGACAAAGCACCCCCUCGGAGAAAACGUGCCAGGAUAUCAUUGAAGAACUCAUCAUGUUAUCGGAUGAAUACGACAUCUUGCUGGCCUCCGCCAAAUCCGCGCCCUCAUGUGAGAUUGUAGGCGACGGACGUCGCGUGAUGGAGACGGUCUUUUGGGCAUCCAUCACCUAUUACGGCACGAUUGUGUACUUUCACCUUUGCUUCAAGGAUCUUUUGGCCGAAGGAUUGCAACGUGCAGAUUUGAUGACUCUGCAUGACGCCGUUUGCCAGGUUUUGGAACUCUCCUUGAAGCUCCAUCGCAGCCGCCCGCACUUGAUGGUGCGGAUCAUCUGGCCUCUUUUUAUUGCAGGGAUUGCCACGGCCGACAGAAUAUACCAAGAUUGGGUGUCCAUCCGGCUGCACGAGCUCGGUCGCUAUGGGCUGAACUAUAGCCGGGUCAGCGCUCGCUUCGACGAGAUUAUCCAAGGAGGCGAUCCAUUUGCACACGGCCAGAGACCAUUAUGUGUAUAG
Messenger RNA from Aspergillus ibericus CBS 121593, 1695 nucleotides. RefSeq lists its product as uncharacterized. Bases 1 to 1695 code for a protein of 564 amino acids. Gene Ontology annotation, cellular component: nucleus. The transcript is spliced from 3 exons. The record is from RefSeq and is a predicted model, not a curated record. Gene Ontology annotation, molecular function: zinc ion binding; DNA-binding transcription factor activity, RNA polymerase II-specific; transcription cis-regulatory region binding. NCBI's taxonomy places the organism in Eukaryota, Fungi, Ascomycota, Eurotiomycetes, Eurotiales, Aspergillaceae. Gene Ontology annotation, biological process: positive regulation of transcription by RNA polymerase II.